GCCUUUACGUACCCGAUCACGCUCUCACUAACUGACCAUAUCACGGCUUCACGUUCUUCUUCCUGCUCCAUGGCUCGUGUUUCUCUGUCUCACUCAAACUUCUUCUCUUGCUUUCUCUCUCGUUGAGUGAUCGAUCCAGACCCCAGGGUGUUGGAUUUUCGUCUGCUCUUUUCUGUGCAACACCACAGAUCUUCUGACUCAAGCCCGGAUUCAACGCUUUCUUUUUCUUGAUUUUUACUUGUCCGAUCUGAUAUCUGCUUCAGAAUGCCGGCUGUUUACGGAGCUCGCUUGACAACCUUCGAAGACUCCGAGAAGGAGAGUGAAUACGGUUACGUUCGUAAAGUAUCGGGACCAGUCGUGGUUGCAGAUGGCAUGGCUGGGGCUGCUAUGGAUGAACUAGUGCGUGUUGGUCGGGAUAACCUCAUUGGUGAAAUUAUUCGCUUGGAAGGGGAUUCUGCUACUAUCCAAGUUUAUGAGGAAACAGCUGGCUUAACGGUGAACGAUCCUGUCCUCCGGACACACAAGCCUUUAUCAGUGGAGUUGGGGCCUGGAAUAUUGGAAAAUAUUUUUGAUGGUAUUCAGAGGCCUUUGAAAACUAUUGCUAAAAGAUCUGGUGAUGUUUAUAUUCCUCGUGGUGUCUCUGUUCCAGCGCUUGAUAAAGAUACACUUUGGGAGUUUCAGCCUAAAAAAAUUGGUGAAUGGGACCUUUUGACUGGUGGAGAUUUAUACGCUACGGUUUUUGAGAACAGUUUAAUGCAACACCACGUUGCACUUCCUCCUGAUGCAAUGGGAAAAAUAACAUACAUUGCCCCACCUGGUCAAUAUUCCCUGAAGGAUACUGUGUUGGAGCUUGAGUUUCAAGGUGUCAAAAAACAGUUCACAAUGCUUCAGACAUGGCCUGUGCGAACUCCGAGGCCUGUUGCAUCAAAACUAGCAGCUGACACUCCUCUGCUUACGGGUCAGCGUGUUCUUGAUGCCCUUUUCCCUUCUGUUCUUGGCGGGACUUGUGCAAUACCUGGAGCUUUUGGUUGUGGUAAAACUGUCAUUAGUCAGGCUCUUUCAAAGUAUUCCAACUCUGAUGCUGUUGUUUAUGUUGGUUGUGGGGAACGUGGAAAUGAAAUGGCAGAGGUCUUGAUGGACUUUCCACAACUUACAAUGACAUUACCUGAUGGCCGAGAAGAAUCUGUUAUGAAGCGAACAACGCUGGUGGCUAACACUUCAAACAUGCCUGUGGCUGCUCGUGAGGCUUCAAUUUAUACAGGAAUCACUCUAGCUGAGUACUUUAGAGAUAUGGGCUACAAUGUCAGCAUGAUGGCAGAUUCAACAUCUAGAUGGGCAGAAGCAUUGCGUGAAAUCUCUGGACGGCUGGCAGAAAUGCCUGCAGAUAGUGGAUAUCCUGCUUACCUUGCUGCACGUUUAGCUUCUUUCUAUGAACGUGCUGGCAAAGUAAAAUGCCUUGGAGGUCCCGAACGUACUGGUAGCAUCACAAUUGUUGGUGCUGUUUCUCCACCUGGAGGAGAUUUCUCUGAUCCUGUGACAUCUGCAACCCUUAGCAUAGUUCAGGUUUUCUGGGGUUUGGACAAAAAGCUUGCCCAAAGGAAGCAUUUUCCUUCUGUGAACUGGCUUAUUUCCUAUUCAAAGUACUCGGGUGCAUUGGAAUCCUUCUAUGAGCAAUUUGAUCCAGAUUUCAUAAACAUUAGGACAAAGGCUCGUGAAGUGCUGCAGAGAGAAGAUGACCUCAAUGAAAUUGUCCAACUUGUAGGCAAGGACGCUUUAGCUGAAGGAGAUAAGAUCACAUUAGAAACUGCAAAGCUUUUGAGAGAGGAUUAUCUUGCUCAGAAUGCUUUUACUCCAUAUGACAAAUUCUGUCCCUUCUAUAAAUCUGUUUGGAUGAUGCGCAACAUUAUCCAUUUCUACAACUUGGCAAAUCAGGCAGUGGAGAGGGGAGCUGGUACAGAUGGUCAGAAGAUCACAUACACCCUCAUUAAGCAUCGUUUGGGAGAUCUCUUCUACCGUUUAGUGUCGCAGAAAUUUGAAGAUCCAGCAGAAGGUGAAGCAGCUCUGGUUGGCAAAUUUAAGAAGCUUCAUGAGGACCUGACUAACGGUUUCCGCAAUCUUGAGGAUGAAACCCGAUAGAUUGUAUAAUUUAUUAAUUUUAGAUUGCAAAAUGUGUUGAUGGUUUCAUUCAAAGCGGCGGUCAAGGAAUCCUGUGGUUGGGGUGAUUGUUUUGUUCGAGUUGUGCAGGAAUCCAACCUUGUCAGGUCGUUCAGAUCACAUCAUUUUCCUGCUACAGGUUUUGGCUAUCUAUAUAUUUGCUUUGUGGAGCGAUUUUCUCAUAUUCUUCUCCACAUGUAUUUAUGCAAAUAAGUGUUUGUUAGAAAUUGAAAUGCUCCCAGACAGCUGUGAUUCAAGUUUA
This is a messenger RNA of Prosopis cineraria, 2416 nucleotides long. Its product is annotated as V-type proton ATPase catalytic subunit A-like. The coding region runs from base 265 to 2136 and encodes 623 amino acids. Gene Ontology annotation, biological process: proton transmembrane transport; ATP metabolic process. Lineage: Eukaryota; Viridiplantae; Streptophyta; Magnoliopsida; Fabales; Fabaceae. Gene Ontology annotation, cellular component: plant-type vacuole; proton-transporting V-type ATPase, V1 domain. Gene Ontology annotation, molecular function: proton-transporting ATPase activity, rotational mechanism; ATP hydrolysis activity; ATP binding. The transcript has 20 exons. The record is from RefSeq and is a predicted model, not a curated record.